GUUGGUAGUUUCUGCCUGUCCGAAGCGGAGUCGGGGAGCGAUGCCUUCUCUCUGAAGACGCGUGCUGACAAACACGGGGACUACUACGUCAUCAACGGUUCCAAGAUGUGGAUCAGUAAUGCAGAGCAAGCUGGGGUGUUUCUGGUGAUGGCCAACGUGGACCCGUCUGCUGGGCACAGAGGUAUCACCUGCUUCAUCGUGGACAGAGACACCGAGGGGCUUCAGAUCGGCAAGAAGGAGAACAAACUGGGUCUGAGAGCUUCUUCAACCUGUCCUCUCAACCUGGAUAACAUCAAGGUUCCUGAGAAGAACAUCUUGGGUCAGAUCGGCCACGGAUACAAGUACGCCAUCGGCAUGCUGAAUGAAGGCAGGAUUGGGAUCGCUGCUCAGAUGCUGGGACUGGCUCAGGGCUGCUUCGACCAGGCCGUUCCCUACACCAGACAGAGGGUUCAGUUUGGCAAACGCAUCUUCGACUUCCAGGCCAUGCAGCACCAGAUAGCCCAUGUAGCCACCCAGAUAGAGGCUGCCAGGUUGCUUACCUACAACGCUGCCCGGCUGAAGGAGGCAGGAAGACCUUUCAUCAAGGAGGCCUGCAUGGCCAAGUACUUCACCUCAGAGGUGGCAACGUUGACCACUUCAAAAUGCAUCGAGUGGAUGGGAGGGGUCGGCUUCACCAAAGACUACCCUGUUGAGAAAUACUACAGAGAUUGUAAAAUAGGUACCAUUUAUGAGGGCACAACCAACAUCCAGCUGUCCACCAUGGCCAAGUUUAUAGACAAGGAGUAUGACCACUGACCUGGUCUGGUCUGUAUCCUCAUCAUGGAGACUGACCUCCUGACCUGGUCUCCUGACCGUAUCCUCAUCAUGGAGACUGACCUCCUGACCGUAUCCUCAGCAUGGAGACUGACCUGACCUGACCUCCUGACCGUAUCCUCAUCAUGGAGA
Molecule: messenger RNA, 945 nt
Organism: Salvelinus namaycush (lake trout)
Lineage: Eukaryota; Metazoa; Chordata; Actinopteri; Salmoniformes; Salmonidae
Product: short/branched chain specific acyl-CoA dehydrogenase, mitochondrial-like
Exons: 6
Cellular component (GO): mitochondrion
Molecular function (GO): acyl-CoA dehydrogenase activity
Source: RefSeq, a predicted model, not a curated record